Messenger RNA from Alternaria infectoria, 1356 nucleotides. RefSeq lists its product as uncharacterized. Gene Ontology annotation, molecular function: hydrolase activity, hydrolyzing O-glycosyl compounds. The transcript has 3 exons. The record is from RefSeq and is a predicted model, not a curated record. NCBI's taxonomy places the organism in Eukaryota, Fungi, Ascomycota, Dothideomycetes, Pleosporales, Pleosporaceae. The coding region runs from base 1 to 1356 and encodes 451 amino acids. Gene Ontology annotation, biological process: carbohydrate metabolic process.
AUGCCGCUAGUUCGUAAUCCCAUUCUUCCAGGUUUCAACGCGGACCCAUCGGUCUUGCGUGUUGGAAAUGACGGUGUCUGGGCACCUUGUCUCACACAUGACGGCAGCAAAUUCUGGUUGGUGUACACAGACGUCAAACGCAAGGAUGGCUCCUUCAAAGACACGCCCAACUACAUCGUCACUGCCGAUCGCAUCGAGGGUCCGUGGUCUGACCCCAUUUACAUCAACCACUCAGGAUUCGAUCCUUCACUGUACCACGAUGACGAUGGCAAGAAGUACUUCAUAAAUAUGCUGCAAGACCACCGAAGACGUAAGCAGUUCUUCGUUGGAAUCAGAAUGCAGGAAUGGGAUCCUGAAACGAAGAAACUUGUUGGCCCAUGGAAGACUAUCUUCCCCGGUAGCGACUUAGCUCUGGUGGAAGGCCCACAUCUAUACAAGCGGAACGGGUGGUACUACUUGUUGACUGCUGAGGGCGGCACAGCAUAUGAACACGCCUGUACUUUGGCACGAUCCCGCGAUAUUUGGGGCCCAUACGAAUUGCACCCUCAAAAGCACAUCAUCACCUCCAAAGACGCACCGCUAGCUUCGCUACAAAGGGCUGGUCAUGGAGAUAUAGUCGACACUCCGGACGGCAAAACAUACAUCGUCCAUCUGGCUGGCCGCCCUACCACACAAUUCCGUCGCUGUGUUCUUGGGCGUGAAUGCGCUAUUCAAGAGGCUUACUGGGACAAGGACGAUUGGCUAUAUGUCAAGAAUGGGCCCGUUCCAUCUCUCCAUGUCGAACUGCCGGCAGCGCGCGACGAUACCGCAUACUGGGCUGAGCAGCGGUACGAAUUCAACAGCAAAGAUGGUCUCCACAAAGACUUCCAGUGGCUCCGCACCCCGGAGCCAGAGCGCAUCUUCAACGUCAAAGAUGGUGCUCUGCAACUCAUUGGGCGCGAGGCCGUUGGAUCCUGGUUCGAACAAGCCCUUGUUGCACGCCGUCAAACGCAUUUCUCGUAUGAUGCCGAGACAGUCGUUAGCUUCAGCCCAGACGACGAACGCACAUUCGCAGGUCUGACUGCCUACUACUGCCGCUUCAACUUCUUCUACCUGACCGUCACGGCCGACUCUGAUGGUAAGCGCGAACUGCUUAUCUUGAGCUCGGAAGCUUCGUGGCCGGACGGCAAUUUGAAACUCCCGCUCGCGGAGCCGGUGUCACUCCCACAAGAGGGCAAGGUACGAUUGGCGCUGAGCAUUCGGGGUAGAAAACUCCAAUUUAGCUACGCGCUAGAGGGACAAAAGGACUUGACAGAGAUUGGACCGGUCUAUGAUGCUUCGAUCCUCAGUGAUGAGUGUGGUGGCCAUCAAGCGUGA